Rubroshorea leprosula is the source of this 4568-nucleotide messenger RNA. Lineage: Eukaryota; Viridiplantae; Streptophyta; Magnoliopsida; Malvales; Dipterocarpaceae. The record is from the annotation of a GenBank genome assembly.
AAAUAAAAGCGAGUUUAUAAGCAGUUAAGGAUGGAGACUACUAGGGUUCGAGAGAGGGAUGCGGCCGCUAGGGCAGAUAGCAGCUUCCAACGGCGGCAAGGUUCCAGGUGACGGAUUCCAGGUAGUGGAUGUUUUUCUGCCGAACAAGAGGGACAAGUGGGGGAACAGAUUUGGUUUUGUUCGAAUGGUAGGAGUGCAAAAUGAGGAACAGAUGGUGAAAAAGCUGAAUGAGAUUUGGUUUGGGCAAUAUAAGUUGAGGGUGAAGAGGGCUGACCACGGAAGCGGCUUCCCGAGAAGACGAAGGUAUCAGGCAGUUGUGGGGAAGAGUAAGUGGGUUGAAAAGCAACAACCACAAGGUAUGAUAGCAACGAAGAAGGUAUCAGUUAAGCGACAUGAGGGUCGGGAUAUAGAGCAGAGGGUACUGGGUGCCGAGAAUGAGGGAGAGGGAUCGGGUGAAAAGGAAAAGGUACAAGAAAAGAGUAUGGGUGUAGAUAAAGAGUGUAUUAUUGCGUUUGAGCCUACAAAGGAAGAGAAUCAAUGGCUAGAAGGGGGCAUGGUCGCUGUUUUGAUCUCUUUAAUGUCAGUGACAGGUAUUCAAGAGAGAAUGGAUGUGGAUGGAGGGCUGCUUGCAUUAUUUCCAUUAGGGGGAAGUUUCGUGCUGCUUCUUGAAAAGGUGAAGGGCUACCUUGGUGAGUAUAUGGUGCAGAACAGAGAAUUAUUCGAUACAUGGUUUGAAUCUAUAUUACCAUGGGCAUUAGUACUGGCACGAAGUAGUCGAUUGGUGUGGCUGCGGAUAUCUAGUAUUCCGUUGAAUGCAUGGACUGAUAGAUGUUUUGAAAUGAUAGGAAGAACAUUCGGGGAGGUGGUGAAGGUGCAUGAAGAUACCAAAUCCAAAGCUGUUUUGUGUGAAAGAAGGCUACAUGAGAUACAAGUAAUGGAGGAGGGAUGGAGAUCAGACCCAGAUUGGUGGCUAUCGGAGGGUGACCGACGGAGUACGACGGGGGCAUUAUUGGAAUAUUCCUCCACGCAUAUUGAUAGUGAGGAUCAAAGAUUUAUUGAUGACGAGAUUCUCGGCGAAGAUGAAGAUAACAUUGAAUUGGAGCUGUUACAGGAGAAUGGAAUUUUGAAUUCAAAAAGCAAGCAGAUUGAUGGUGAGUCGCUAACAGGUGGAGAUGGGGGUUAUGACCAUUGUAAUGAAAAUGGGUUGAGGAGUGCUAACGGGCGGCUAAAGGAUUAUAGGGGGUUGAAUGAUAAUGAGCUUGUGGAAGUUAAUGGGCCAAGAGAAGAUGAUGUAGAAAGUUCAUUUAAUAAGAUGUCCAAGGACUCAAAGCAAAAGGGGCAUCAUAAUGAGAAAGCAGAGUGGGUGACGGGACGGACAAAGCAGCGAAGACUGAGGCGCGAGAAAGCUAAGUCGGUGCCAGUGGGUUCGAGUAAGCCGGAGCAACAGGGGGAAGGAGAAUCUCUUUCGAAUGGUUGUAUUGCUCAUCAGAAUCAAGUUAUUCAAUGGGAGAUUAAUAUGCAAGAGGUUUUAUCUUUUAAUGUUAGGGGUUUGGGGAGUAUGGCGAAGAGGAGGGAGUUGGGAAAGCUAGUACGGGUAGAAAAACCAAAUUUGCUAUUCCUACAGGAGACUAAAUUAGAAGGGGUUGAAGAGGGUUUGUGUAAAAAGCUAUGGUACUCAGAUGAUUUUGAUUGGAAUAUGAAAAGUUCGGUUGGUGCUUCAGGAGGCUUGAUCUGUGUGUGGGAUAAAUCAUCAUUUGUUAAGUUGGGGGAAUUUACAGGAGACGGGUAUCUGGGGAUAAAGGGGCAGUGGGGGGUAAAAAAGGAGGUAUGCUUUUUUGUGAAUAUUUAUGCACCGAAUGAAAGGAAGAAAAAAGCUGUAUUAUGGGAUGAGUUGAGGCAGAGGAUUGUCGAGGAGGGUGGUUGGUGGAUGCUUGCAGGGGAUUUCAAUGCUGUUAGGUGUAUGGACAAAAGAAGGGGAAAAAUAGGGGAGAGUGUCGAUAUGAAGGAUUUUGAUCUUUUUAUAGAGACGGCAGGGCUAGUUGAUAGCAAGUUGAUAAAUCUUUUUAUAGAGACGGCAGGGCUAGUUGAUAGCAAGUUGAUAAAUCUUUUUAUAGAGACGGCAGGGCUAGUUGAUAGCAAGUUGAUAAAUCGAAAGUUUACAUGGUACAGACCAGAUGGCACAGCAAUGAGCAGAUUAGACAAGAUAUUGAUGACUGUGGAAAUGAGCAGACAGCAGAUUAGGGACCCAAACCGUUUCGAGUACUGGAUGCAUGGCAACAUCAUCCGGAAUUUAGAAAAGUUGUUGAAGACAAAUGGAAUGAACUGGCUGUGGAUGGAUUUGCAGUUUCAACACGCAGUGAGCACUGUAGCAAAACUUGAUAUGAAGAACGAAGAGGUGGCAUUAGAAGAGGAAGAAUUGGAGGAACGACGGCAAGGUUUUCAAGCACUAUGGGAUAUUAUGAGGAAGAGGGAAUCCAUUUGGAAGCAAAAAUCAAGAAGCAAUUGGGCAAAAUGGGGGGAUGCAAAUUCGAGAUACUUCCACAAAAUUGUAAAUGAGAGAAAGGCUCAUAACAACAUUGUUGGCAUUUCGUGUGAUGGCAGGUGGAUUGAAGAGCCAGAGGUGAUAAAGAGAGAGGUGGUUGGGUAUUUUCGAAGGGCAUUUGCCAAUGACUCACGAAAUCGCCCAAAGCCCACUGGAAUUGGGUUUAAAAGGAUCUUUGAAGAGAUGACAGCAUGGUUAGAAAGACCAUUCUCGAUGGAAGAGAUUGAGGAAGGGUUAAAGAGUUGUGAGGGAACAAAAGCACCGGGGUCGGAUGGAUACAAUUUUAGUUUUAUCAAGUAUGCUUGGGAAUGUAUGAAGGAGGACUUUGUGAGAUUUUUUGAAGAGUUUCACCAGAAUGGCAGGUUAGUAAAAGGGUUAAACUCUUCCUUCUUAACGUUAAUUCCUAAGAAGAUGAACCCCAUGGAACUAAAAGAUUUUAGACCUAUUAGCUUAGUUGGUUGUGUAUAUAAGUUACUAGCAAAAGUGUUGGCUAAUAGGCUGCGGGUGGUAAUGUCGGAGAGCAUUAGUGAUACUCAAUCUGCUUUUUUGGGAGGCCGUCAACUUGUUGACAGCGUGCUAGUCUUAAAUGAGGUGGUGGAUGAGGUUAAGCAGCGUACGCAGCAAGCUUUUAUCUUCAAAGCUGAUUUCGAAAAGGCGUACGACUGUGUAGAUUGGUCCUAUUUAGAUUGGAUGAUGAGCAGAUUUGGUUUUGGCGGGAAGUGGCGAGGGUGGAUUCGAGAAUGCUUUUCAACUGCUCGAGUCUCAGUUUUAGUUAAUGGAAGCCCAACAGAGGAGUUUGCGAUGGGAAAAGGAUUACGACAGGGGGAUCCUUUAUCUCCGUUCCUUUUUCUCAUGGUGGCUGAGGGUUUACAUGGACUAGUCAAAAAAGCAGAAGAGGAAGGAUUGCUACAAGGCAUCACGGUGGGUAACAAUGGCUUAGCUAUUUCUUUGCUUCAAUUCGCGGAUGAUAUAGUGAUUUUGGGGAAAGCUAAUAGUGAGAGUAUUUUUAUGGUUAAAACCAUUUUGAGAUGGUGUGAGUUGAUGUCUGGGUUGCGGAUAAAUUUUGGUAAAAGUAGUGUCUUUGGUUUUAAUGUGUCUCAUUGGUGGAUUAAAGGGGCAGCAAGUGCUCUCCAUUGUGGUGUUGGGGAAACACCCUUUAUGUAUCUGGGUAUGCCGGUUGGUGGGAAGAGUGGGAGCAAGAAGAUGUGGGAUCUAGUUCUGAAUAAAUUUCAAGCCAAGUUAGUUGUCUGGAAGUCUGCUGUGCUGUCUGUUGGUGGUUGCAUCACUUUACUUAACUCGGUGGUGUGGGAGAGGUAUUAUGGUGGAAGGGAGGAAGUGGAUAUUACAGCAGUGGAUACAGUUAGGGUGUCUAGGCUGUGGAGGGAUGUUAUGAGUAUAGGGUUGCGAUCUGAUGGUUUAAAGAAUAUGCUGGUGAAGGGUUUUAGAUGGGGGGUGGGAGAUGGAAGUAGGGUGGAUUUUUGGAAAGCGGUUUGGGUGGGGGAGAAGACUUUGAGGGAUUUGUGUCCUAGGCUGUUUCAAUUGGCGAUACAUAAGGAUGGUUUAGUUAGUGAGAUGGGGGUUUGGGAGGAAGGUAGUUGGAGAUGGAAGAUUGAUUGGAGAAGAGGGAGACGAGGAAGAGAGAAGGAUGAGGAGGUGUUAAGGAUUGUUGGCAGUGGGUGCAUGUUCUUGAUGGCAAGUUUAUGGUGAGACAUGCAUAUGAGUUUUUGGAAUCUACAAAUUACAUUCUUAAUGACCAAUUAUGUAAGUUAAUUUGGUGUCGGUUAGUGCCUUCAAAAGUUAGUUUUUUUGGGUGGAGAUUAUGUCUUGAGCGUCUUCCCACUAAGUCUAGCUUACAAAAAAGAGGUGUGGAUCUGGAUGCAGGUUUAAGGUGUGGGUUGUGUGAUGAGGAAGUGGAAGAGUGUAAUCAUGUAUUUUGUACAUGUACGGAAGCUUGGUUUAUUUGGACUAAGGUGCUGUAUUGGUGGGGUAUGGAGGCUGUAGUGCCGAAUAGAGUGGGGGGAUUAAU